AGAAGCGGAGCGGCAGCCCCUGCAGGACGGGGGCCUGGCCGCGAUGGGAUCCGCCGCAGCCCCGGAGCGAGCGCUGGGCUACGUCCGCGAGUUCACUCGCCACUCCGCCGACGUGCUCGGCAACCUCAACGAGCUGCGCCUGCGCGGCAUCCUCACCGACGUCACGCUGCUGGUUGGCGGGCAACCCCUCCGAGCACACAAGGCGGUUCUCAUCGCCUGCAGUGGCUUCUUCUAUUCAAUCUUCCGGGGCCGUGCAGGAGUUGGGGUGGAUGUGCUCUCCCUGCCCGGGGGCCCCGAAGCCGGAGGCUUCGCUCCUCUCCUGGACUUUAUGUACACUUCGCGCCUACGCCUCUCUCCCGCCACCGCACCGGCCGUUCUUGCGGCCGCCACCUAUUUGCAGAUGGAUCAUGUGGUCCAGGCAUGCCACCGCUUCAUUCAGGCCAGCUAUGAACCUCUGGGCAUCUCCCUGCGGCCCCUGGAGGCAGAACCCCCCACGCCCCCAACGGCCCGGCCACCAGGCAGUCCCAGGUGCUCCGAAGGGCACCCAGACCCUCCUACUGAGUCUCGCAGCUGCAGCCAAGGCCUCCCCAGUCCAGGCAGCCCCGACCCCAAGGCCUGCAACUGGAAAAAAUACAAGUUCAUCGUGCUAAACUCUCAGGCCUCCCAAGCAGGGGGCCUGGUUGGGGAGAGGCGUUCUGGUCAACUUUGCCCCCAAGCGGGGCUCCCCAGUGGCGAUGAGGCCUCCAGCAGCAGCAGUGGCAGCGAAGAAGGACCCAUUCCCGGUCCCCAGAGCAGGCUCUCUCCAACUGCUGCCACCGUUCAGUUCAAAUGUGGGGCUCCAGCCAAUACCCCCCAUCUCACACCCCGGCCUCAAGAAGCCACUGCAUCAUCUCCCUCUGGGCGGGCUCGUCCACCACCAGGAAGUGAAUUUUUCAGCUGCCAAAACUGUGAAGCUGUGGCUGGGUGCUCAUCGGGGCCGGACCCCUUGGCUCCUGGGGAUGAGGACAAGCCCUACAAGUGUCAGCUCUGCCGGUCCGCCUUCCGCUACAAGGGCAACCUGGCCAGUCACCGCACGGUGCACACAGGGGAGAAGCCCUACCACUGCUCCAUCUGCGGAGCCCGCUUUAACCGGCCGGCUAACCUGAAAACGCACAGCCGCAUCCACUCGGGAGAGAAGCCCUACAAGUGUGAGACGUGCGGCUCCCGCUUUGUCCAGGUAGCACACCUGCGCGCGCACGUGCUGAUCCACACCGGGGAGAAGCCCUAUCCGUGCCCCACGUGCGGGACUCGCUUCCGUCACCUACAGACCCUCAAAAGCCACGUCCGCAUCCACACGGGGGAGAAGCCUUACCACUGCGACCCCUGUGGCCUGCAUUUCCGGCACAAGAGUCAACUGCGGCUGCAUCUGCGCCAGAAACACGGAGCUGCUACCAACACCAAAGUGCACUACCACAUUCUGGCGGGGCCCUAGCUGAGCCACGGCCCAGGCCCCAGUCACUUUCUGGAAGCCAGGAAAGCUGCCGGCCCGCACCUGGCUUCUCCGUCACAUUUGGGCAUGGAGGCGUGCAAGGCCCCUCCAUUCCCGGAAACUGCCACCACCUUCAUGUCUCACUGGGGAGAGCAGGGGUGGCAGGUCACGAUUCGAUCUGCCUCUGUUUUGCUGGUCAAAACCUCUUCCCCACAAUCAAUUGUUUCUGAGGAGAGAGCAAGCUUGGAACUGGGGAAGGAAAAGGCUGGAGGCCUGGUUUUCUUAAGGCAGUGGUCGGCAAACCGCGGCUCGCGAGUCACAUGCGGCUCUGUUGACUGAUGAGUUUGCCAAACACUGUCUUAAGGGAACAGUCCUCCACCUGCAGUCCCCAUCUCAUUCGGUUUCUCUGUAAAUAUAAGUUAUUGAGGCCUUUGGGUGGCACCCAGGCCUUCAUUCUAUUGCAUUUCCCAGCUCCCCCUUCCUAGUGCGAUCAGUGACCUGAAACACAGAAUGUGAGGUCACAGCUCUGCUGGCAGAGAUUAGCACGUGGCUUGAGUGUUUUAUGUUAUUGUUGCCACAACCUCUAACUUUAGAAUUGUUCUUUCUCCUAUUUGUUUGCUUGUUGGUUUGUUUAAAGUGGAGAAAGGGGUUCUCUGUGUCCUGCCCCUCCCUCCGAUUCUAGGUCUGGAACCUUUAUUUGUCCUGGGGCAGCUCUGGCAACAUGUGCGUUUGUGGAAUUGGGUCAGGAACCCUCUCUGGAUUCGGGAUAUUCUAGGUUCUCUAGCAGGCUAGAACUGGAUAGACGUUUCUCUGUUCUUCAAGGGUUAUGGGACCUUUAAGGUGAGCCUGAAAUGCAGGUAAUAACUGCCUGCUGAGGGCUGUGGGUGUGGGGCUUUGUCAGUCUUGGAACUGGGGGGAUGAUUGGAGAGGCUUUUUCUUAUACCCCUAACUGUCCCAUUCAUCUGCUCACCGAGGUUUGCCUCCGCUGCGUCUGUCAUGAUAGAGCUCACAACCCUCCCACUAGGGCCUGUUGUCAGCACUGAGUUCCGAAAUUCCUUAUUAGAGAUGGUGCCGCCUUUUCUGACUCUGCCCAGUCUCUAAGAAUGUUCUGACCUACGGGAGAGUUAUGAAACUCUUUAUCUUAACUAAACAUGUCAUGACCAGUCCUUUGAUGCCAAGGCAUCUGGGUUUGAAUGUCCCUUGGGGUUCUCGCUACCUGAGACAAACUCCUUCUUCCUUCAGUGGGUUUUUGGACAUGUUCUGGCAAAUGUCCAGAUUCCAGAAACUUCUUUGCCUCUAGAAGCCACAGGUGCUUGGUAGCUUUCUUACCUUAGAAAAGCUGGGUCUGUGACCUGGUCUUCCCGUCACUGUAUUCCUGUCCGGAACCAGUGAAUGCACUAGGACCUUCCACAGGGAGAGUGAAGGGGCUGAGUUCCAUGUGGGGUUUGAUAUAGAUUGGGAUUGGGAUUACUGUUGGGGUUAGAGGUUGAGAAGAUUUAAAAGAUUGAUUGACUGAUGGACCUUCUAGUGGACCAAGUAUCCAGGUAGAAUUAAGAGGCUGGUUGAGGGGUGCAGUUUCUGGUGUAGGCCAAGGAGGUAGAAAGUUAGGAAUGGGGUUUGCCUCUUAACUGGGCAGAAGGUCUGGAAUGUUAGAUGAUGCUCUGAAGCCUUGACUUCCAGUCCCACCCCUUUUGCCAUGGAGCCUAUUUGAUUAUGGGGCAUGGGGAAGAGGGGAAGAAGAACUUUGAAUGUGUGGGGUAGGGCUUCCUCAAGAUGGGUCAGUCCUGGUGGUUAUCAUUUGGAAACUGGUGAGGAAGCUUCUCUUGACCCUCUCACUCCCCACUGCAGACUUGCAGGAAGAGAGCAGAAGAGAGAUGCGAGGAGGAACCAUGAUUUUUAUUUAAUUUUAUUUUUUUAGCAGACUGGAUGGGCAGGUGGAGAGUGCGCACUCUAGGGGUGGAGAUGUUAGAUCUUGCAAGAUCAGAAUCAUGGAAUAAAGAAGCCUCUCACGUUGCCUGCUGUGUCCUGGGGUUCUGGCCUGGGGAGACUGGGGACUGCGGAAAGCUGGGGAAAGAGGGUUCUCCCCUCCUGGGUAUCAUCCUGCGAUUUUGUGCUCAUUCCACCAGGCAUUUCAAAUGGGCCACGUUCUCCCCUGCCCUGCCCUUGCCUCCUGGCUCACGCUGCAGGAACCAGUGACUUCAUGAAGUGCUCCGGAGCCACCUGCAUCCUGCUGCUCUGAAGUCACUUCCUGCCUGAAGUGUGGAGGCGGCGGGGAGAAACCAGGAAGCCACUAAUAAUGCCAAGGCACUGGGGAAUGCAUCUGUGCUGGGACACCCCUAGCACCA
This is a messenger RNA of Eptesicus fuscus (big brown bat), 3813 nucleotides long. RefSeq names its product BCL6B transcription repressor (gene BCL6B). Gene Ontology annotation, cellular component: nucleus. Gene Ontology annotation, biological process: regulation of transcription by RNA polymerase II. Gene Ontology annotation, molecular function: protein binding; DNA-binding transcription factor activity, RNA polymerase II-specific; RNA polymerase II cis-regulatory region sequence-specific DNA binding. The transcript is spliced from 9 exons. The record is from RefSeq and is a predicted model, not a curated record. Bases 44 to 1471 code for a protein of 475 amino acids. Lineage: Eukaryota; Metazoa; Chordata; Mammalia; Chiroptera; Vespertilionidae.